This is a messenger RNA of Solanum pennellii, 828 nucleotides long. RefSeq lists its product as uncharacterized. The transcript has a single exon. NCBI's taxonomy places the organism in Eukaryota, Viridiplantae, Streptophyta, Magnoliopsida, Solanales, Solanaceae. The coding region runs from base 1 to 828 and encodes 275 amino acids. The record is from RefSeq and is a predicted model, not a curated record.
AUGACAAAAGUCACAACUCAAGCAACUGCUACUAGAAUUGAUAUAAGCAGUGUUUUCUAUGUUCAUCCUUCAGACAAUCCAGGAACACCACUUGUUCCAGCUCAAUAUGAUGGAGUUGGAUACAGAUCCUGGAGAAGAGGUAUCUUACGAGCUUUGUCUGUGAAGAACAAGUUAGUUUUCAUUGACGGAAGCUGUGUGAAGCCAGCUGAAAAUUCACCUCAAUCUCGUCAAUGGCAGAGAUGUGAUGAUAUGGUAACUUCAUGGAUAUUGAACUCUCUUACCAAGGAGAUUGCAGAUAGUGUUGAAUAUGUUAACAAUUCUUCUGAACUUUGGAAGGAACUAGAAGACAGAUAUGACCAGACAAAUGGUGCAAAACUGUAUCAAAUUCAAAAGGAAAUUGAUGAUCUAACACAGGGAACUCUAGACAUCACUGUCUAUUACACAAGACUGAAAAAGCUGUGGGAAGAAUUAAACACUUUGAAUACAAAGAGCAUAUGCACUUGUACAUGUACUUGUGGUGCCAAGGAUAGUAUGCACAAAUCAGAAAAGGACAGGCGAUUAAUACAAUUCCUAAUGGGAUUGAAUGAAGUUUACACUGUAAUCAGAGGUAACAUACUUAUGAUGAAUCCUCUUCCUUCUACUGCACAUGCUUUCUCUUUGUUGAUUCAAGAGGAAAAACAAAGAGAAUAUAGGCCUACUAGUCGUACACCUAUGGAGUCAAUCUCACUGAAUGCAAAUGCUGGUAGAGGAUCACAAGGUGGUAGAGGCUAUAGAACAAAAUUUUCAAGUAAUAAUGACUUAGGCAACAAAGUAACAGAAGUGUUUUGA